This is a messenger RNA of Bufo bufo (common toad), 2385 nucleotides long. RefSeq names its product sestrin 2 (gene SESN2). The transcript is spliced from 10 exons. Lineage: Eukaryota; Metazoa; Chordata; Amphibia; Anura; Bufonidae. The record is from RefSeq and is a predicted model, not a curated record. Gene Ontology annotation, cellular component: nucleus. Gene Ontology annotation, molecular function: oxidoreductase activity, acting on peroxide as acceptor; L-leucine binding. Gene Ontology annotation, biological process: cellular response to leucine starvation; regulation of response to reactive oxygen species; cellular response to L-leucine. Bases 140 to 1567 code for a protein of 475 amino acids.
GAAGUACAGUGUAAGGGUCUAGGGCUGACGAGGCUAUAAAUACAGCAAGAGGUCGCUUCGCAGGACUUCUGAGCGGUCCGCAGCCAUGAGUGAGGUGAUUUAGCAGCACCACCGGCGGUUCCCGAUGUGAAGCAGCUCUAUGCAUGUACCUCUGUGCGCUUCUGUUCCGGCUCCGCACUUCUCCGCAACCCUGGAAGCGCUGUGCUCCGUUAACCCCAUCAGGGUGGCAGGCAGUCAUUGUGCUUGCUCAAGGCUCCGAGAGGAGUGCUAUCCCGGAUGUCAGCUGUGCUGUGCCCGCAGGAUCAUGAAGGAUUCAGGCGAUCAGAUAAGACCAAGAGAUACCAGGGGACCCAGUGCGUAUAUCCCUGUGUCACAGUUGCCUCGACCAGUUGUGAGUGAUAACAUCGCAGCAGUAAUGGGGCUCCAUCCAGAAUAUCUGAGGAUAUUCUGGAAGACCCAGCAUCAGCUUUUGCGUAUGGAUGGAGCGCUGCCCCUUCCAGAGAGGCACUACGUGGCCAUCAUGGCAUCUGCUCGACACCACUGUGUGUAUUUAGUUUCACUUCAUUCAUCAUGCUUUCUUCAAGUUGGUGGGGAUCCUCGUUGGUUGGAAGGACUGAGCUUUGCACCUCUCAAGCUGCGCAGACUAAAUGAUCUAAAUAAAUAUCUUGCUCAUAGGCCAUGGCUGAUAACCAAAGAACACAUUGAGUGUCUUCUAAAAUCUCCAGCUGGACAUGCCUGGUCUCUUGCAGAGUUGAUCCAUGCCCUUGUUCUGCUCACCCACUUCCAUGCACUCGCCUCGUUUAUUCUUGCUUGUGGCAUCUACCCUCCAGAAGGAAAGGAAGGCAUUCAGCGGGCCCCUUCCCCUGAUGUCACAAUUAGCGAGGGAACCAGCACUCCACAAGAAGCAGAGCGUGUUUUGGCUCAGAUUAAGAAACUGGAUCAGGAGGCUCAAGAGGCAAGUGAACAAGAGAAGGAGACUAGAUUUGAACGGGAGAAGAGAGAAUGUGCAAUGGUCACUACUAAUGAUGAUCCGGUUCAUUCUGUCUACUCCCCAAGUGUCCUCUGCUUCCUGGAUGACGCAGAUUUUGGCUACAUUGACUUCACUCGAAGAGGGGAGCAGACUCCUCCUACAUUCCGUGCUCAUGACUACACAUGGGAAGAUCAUGGAUACUCCCUAUUGCAUAGAUUGUAUCCAGAGGUUGGUCAGUUGCUGGAUGAAAAGUUCCAAGUAGCCUACAAUCUGACAUAUCAUACCAUCGCUUCACACCAAGAAGUAGACACUUUCAAAUUGCGUAGAGCCAUCUGGAACUAUAUCCAGUGCAUUUAUGGGAUCAGGUAUGAUGAUUAUGACUACGGUGAGGUGAAUCAGCUUCUGGAGAGGAGCUUGAAAGUUUAUAUGAAAACUGUGACUUGCCAUCCAGAGAGGGUGACACGCCAACUAUAUAAUGACUUUUGGAGGGAAUUUAAGCAUUCGGAAAAGGCCCACUUGAACUUGCUUUUGCUUGAAGCCAGACUACAAGCUGCUCUGCUAUAUGGCCUUAGAGCAAUAACCCGUUACAUGACGUGACCAGGGACAUGGAAUUGGUGCCAUUCAAGGUGGUAUUAAUCCCAUCGCUGCUGCAUUUCUAAUGCAUAAUUUGCACAAUUGAGGAGCAAACUUGAGUGAUCUUCAAAUUUUAAGGAGUGCUGCCCACCAACUCACUCUUGUUUCCUGUUGUGGGCAUGACCUCUUUAUAGUGUGAACUCAGCUGCCCAGUAUAGUACUGUGCACAGCAAUACUUUUGUGUAUGUACAAUGUAUGUUAUUGUAUAUAACUGUUUACAUGUUGUGACGCUUUGUAGCUAUUAAUGUUGUACAUUGAAAAAUUAAUCUUAUGUGGUAUGGGCCAGUUUUUGUUCAGUUUACAUGGAUCUCAAACUCUGGACCACUUCUCAAGAGCUUCAUCCUCAUGCCUGUGGGAAUCUAUCAUCUGACUUCUAGCCAAAUAAGUCGUCAUUAGGGGAUGUCCCGUUUCAAACACCACUUUUUAUCCUUUUAGGCCUUUUUUUUGUUAGGAGGCCUUAAAAGAUUUGCACAUUUUAAGGGCAUCUGUUUGCCUACAUGUUCUAAAAUAAUAUUUCUCAAUAAGGGGCUUGUCCUGCAAUUCAAUAUUUGUUAGAUGAUGCAGUGUAAACAAUGCGGCUGUUACAUGAUAGUUAUGGCAUCCUCUGGUCUUUAGAUUGUCUCUCAGAAGGUUGUCUACAUCACGUGUCCCAAGUGCUGGUAAGAAGCCAUUUCUUAGUAUGCUGAUUCCUACUGGCUGUGUUCUAUAGUAGCAUGAAUCAACCUGCUACCCAUGUACAAGAGGAUCCAGGAUGUUUGACAAACCUGCUGGCAUGUGUGACA